Messenger RNA from Mauremys mutica (yellowpond turtle), 4191 nucleotides. RefSeq names its product AP-4 complex accessory subunit Tepsin-like. Lineage: Eukaryota; Metazoa; Chordata; Testudines; Geoemydidae. Gene Ontology annotation, cellular component: trans-Golgi network membrane. The record is from RefSeq and is a predicted model, not a curated record. The coding region runs from base 104 to 1930 and encodes 608 amino acids. The transcript has 13 exons.
GCGGGGAGGAAGUCGCACUCUAAUUGGCGGGCAGGGGUUCCGGGGGGCGAGAAGACGAGGCCGGGUUCAGGUGGGGCAGCGAGGGACGCGCGCAGAGAGAAUCAUGGCGGCGCCGCUGCGGGACCGGUUGGGCUUCCUGAGCCGGCUGCCCACUCUGAUGAAAGGCACCUCGGAUGACGACGUCCCAUGCCCUGGGUACCUGUUUGAGGAAAUUGCAAAGAUCUCCCACGACUCCCCAGGGAGCAGCCAGUGCCUCCUGGAGCACCUCCUGAACCGACUGCAGAAUAACUCCUGUCACGUCAAGCUGAAGGUGCUGAAGAUUCUGCUGUACAUGUGCACACACGGGUCUUCGCAGUUCCUUCAGCAGCUGAAAAGGAAUUCCACCUUCAUCCAGGAAGCAGCAGUGUUCGCAGGGCCGCCAGAUCCCCUGCACGGCAACAGCUUGUACCAGAAGGUCCGAGCAGCAGCACAGGACUUGGCCAGUGCUUUAUUUUCGGAUACCUUGUCGCCCCCACCCUCUGCUCAGCCCUCCAGGCCACUUCCCCCAAUAGGAAUGGGCUGCAAGCCCGGCCCCUGCAGCUCCUUGCAAGGCUUUGGCUUCACGAGCGAGAGAAGCGGCUCCCCUUCCGCCGGCGAGGCCCUGCUCACCACCAUACAGAAAGCAGCCGAGGCGGUCGCCAGCGCUGUGCUGCCCAGCCCAGAGUUCCCCCCUCCCUGCCCCAGGGAGCUCCAGGAUGAUGCCUACCAGCCCGUGACGGCGCCUUCUCCUGGCAAAAGCUGUGUGGUGCCUCAGAAGCCCCCUGCUGCUGCAGCCCACAGCAUGCGAGUGAGUCACCAACCUGGGCAGGCAGGAGGUGGCUGGGAAGAGACGGACAGUGGGCACAGCUCCCAGAACUCCUCGCAGGAGAACGGGGAGCUGAGCAGGACCUCCGACUCCUACAGCAAAUCAGGCAGCGACAGCCCCUCUGGGGCCAGCAGGGAGCUGGGGACCGGAACUGAGAGGGUGGAGGGCGACUGCCUGCAGGAGCUGAGCCUGGUGAGCGCGCUGACCAGGGGCUCCAAGGUCUUCCUGACGCGGGAGGAGGCCCAGCACUUCAUCAAAGAGUGCGGGCUGCUGAACUGCGAGGUGGUGCUGGAGCUGCUGAGCCGGACGCUGCAAGACCCCAGCCAGCUCGUCUGCAUGAGGUCUAUGUGUGCCAUAUCCUCCCUGCUGUGCUCCGACCUGCUGGCCCACGAGCAGAUCUCUGCGAUUACCCGGCCACACCUGCAGCAGCUCAGCCAAAGAAGCCCCGGUCCCAUGGCCAACAAAGCAACAAAGCUCCUGAGGCAGUUUGAGGCUUUGUGCAGGAGCUGCCCGUCUCCCAAGAGAUCACAGCCAGACACGGAUCCCUCUGCUCCUGCCGGGGGCUCCCCCCAACACACGCGUGACUUGCUGAUGGACCUCAUGCCUCUGGCAGGAGAUACCGUUCUCAAGCCCGUGAGCUUAGCCCCUUCCCUCUGGGAGACACGUAAAGCCCUAGCAUUCGCUGCACAUCCCGUGGCCGCGCCUGCCCCUGCGGGAGAGCAGGGCACAGAAGCGGAGACCUGCGAGCAGUUUGGGGAUGUUGCACCAGGCUGUCGGCGCCAGCAGGAGGUGGAGUGCAGACUAACAGGGCCUGAGGCCCAGCUGGAUGCUGCCCAGAUGGAUUCCGAGCGUGCACAGACGCUGAAUGGCAGCCAGGGGGCAGCUGUACCCCCUCAGAGCCUCUCCCUGUUCGCGGGCAUGGAGCUGGUGGCCCUUCCAGGCACAGCAGUAGCCAACUCUGGUGGGGAGGGAUGUGCCUCUCGUGUUCCACGGACACUGCCCUGCACUGGGACUGCCAGCGCCAAGGCUCACGGGGACUCCAAGGGCAGCAGGGAACCUUCUGCAUUCUCCUUCCUCAACAUGUAGCAGCUGGGGCUGCAGGACACUGAGGAACUGGGGUCUCGCUCGCUGCGUGUCGCGCUCAGGCCAUCACUACAGGGGCACCAGCUGCUCACUCCAAAGCGAGGCCUCCCCGUUCCUUGUGGGUGCUGCCAAGUCCACGUCCUGCAGACGGGGGCUGGCAGUGCCGGUGCUGCUGGGGAGUAUCUCGCUGGGGCACAACGAGGAAAUGGAGUCUCCAGUCACUCCCUUCAGUUUGAUCCCUGGAGGUGCCCUUGAAAAAUCCAUGAGCAACCCUACAAUAACAAUCCAGCAUGAUCCCACACGGGGGGGUGAGGGGGAAUGUGCCAUGACAGCCAGUUCCAGGCUGCCAAAGCAGGGGGGGGGCGCAUGGGAAUGAGAAUCCCCUUGACUAUACCCCCACGUUAAGGUUAUGCUACAGGUAUAAGGCUAAUCAAAUGUGCUUGGCUGCUCUGGCCAUCAGUGUCAGUCUGUAACACUGCUCAGGCGAGGCCCUGGGGCGUGCUGGGGAGGGAGGGGCAGUGAGUCCAUAUGGACUCAACCUCUCGUGCUGUGCCUCAGCCUGUGUGAAUGAAUGUACUAGUAACCGGCUCAAUCACUUAACGUGUAUGGAGGGUGGCUAAUCGUACCUUGGAAGGUCCAGGGACGCCGGCUGCCUUUCCCCAGCACAGCACCCGCUCAGUCCCAUUGCUGUUGGGGUAGAGGCAUUGAGCAGGGCAGUCUGGAAGCCAGGUUUCAGAAGAUCUUUUCAAGGAAGGUGACACGUUAGGUGGUUUUGUUUUCCUACUGAGAAUCCGAUAUUGUAGCUACUUGUUAUUUGAAGGUGCGUUACACACACCCACCCCUUGGAGCGCUUUAGCAGGGCUGGCAAUGGAAGGGACUAAACACGUAUGUAGAAGCAUGAAUCCCUGUGUGGGGCAGCAGCCCCUUUCACACCUGCAGACUGAUCUCUUGCCCAAUCCUACUGGGUACAGGGAAGCCAACUUACAGGGCCAGGCUGCCUUGGGCAGCAGAUUGGCGUUUAUUCAGUGUUUACACGUCACACGCGAGUCCAUCUGGCUGCGAGAGCUAGUUAUGUACAAGUCUGUGUGUUGUCCUUGGGCUUAUGACAUCCAGAGCAGCCCACCUGUCCCCGUGGGGCAAAUUUGCAACAGGCGAGUUAAAGAUCCCUGGGGGAAAUCCCUUUCUAGCAGUGUCUGAUCUGCCCCACGGGGCAGAAGCUUGGGUGGGCUCCUGCUGUGUACAAAUCACACCCUGCAGCCAGGGCCUUGCUCACAGACUCCUGCCAACGGUCUUAGCUCCCGCAACCUGUCUGCUCUUAGGGCUGGGAGGAGGGAAGGGUCCAUUGUCCAGAAAGCUUCCUGGGAGGACGUUCCAUGUUUACAGAGCGUGUGUGUGGGGGGGGGAGGGGGGUGCUAAUAUGACUUUAAUAAACACUAAGUUGUGUAUAUUUAAAGUUCGACUAAUUCUCUUGUUUUGAGGUACAAAGUGUGCUUGUUUAUAGCCUGUGCCUCAGGUGAAAUCUGCGUUCUGCCCAGAGCAUGCUUGGAUGGCUUUCCUGGCCUUAGCAGUGAUGGUGAGCUCAGAGGAGCGAGCAGCUACAGGCUGAAAUGUAACCAAGUCCCCUGCUAGGGGCUGAGAGGACUCUUCUUCCCCCAGUUCCAGAGCUACACAAUCUGCUGAGCAUACGGAUGGUUCACAUUUCCCUGUUCAAGUAUUAAGCCUCAGCUGGCUUCUAGACUACCUACACCGAAGGGCGGUCAUCACAUGGCAAAGCCUGUAAAUUUCCCUCUUCCUGCAGCUUUGGCCACCUCACACUCUCAGCAUGCCCUGGCAGGGUUGCCUUCCAGGGCACAGCUGUGCCAGCAGGGUGCAAUCAGGAGGGCAGGUAGUCUGUAUUUCUUUAACAAGGCCCAGAACCAGGGCAUAAUGAUCCCUGAAUUCGUGUUCCCUGCUGCUCUCCAGAGGAACCAGGUUUUCUAUGCACAAUUAGGUUUGAAAUCAUUGAAUUGUGGAAAACGUUCUAUUUCCUGUUGAGAACUGUCUGCUGACAUAUAAAUAGCCCCCUGGCAUUCCUUCAGGUAGGCUCUGUGAAGCCUGGCCCUCUGCCACCCACAGGGUCAGUGCGGGAGGGGGCGUCAUGGGCAGCACAUGUAGUAACCGUGUUGUGUCUGUUGAACUAACCUGUCUGGCUGGCAGACCUCAGAGCACCUGAGCUCAUAAUGCAUCCUAGAGUUGCAGACACUGGUCUGUACUUCAGGCUUUUC